ACAUUCGCUAGCAUUUUGUUGCAUUCUGUUUCACAUUCGUUUAGAGCGUCAUUUUAUCUCGCCAUCCAACGCGAAGAGCCAACGAAAUCGAAUGCUAACGAGAGCCUGUUUUCUGGCGACAAGUAAGACUGUUUCAAUCAAUACAGUAAGAAACAUCGCUGGAAUGUCAAAGUUUGACUUACCAAAUCGUUGGAAGGGCAAUGAAAAAUCCGUCUGGGUUGAAUAUAUCCAACUUAGUCUGCAAUACAAGCCACUGAAUUUGGGCCAAGGUUUUCCUGAUUAUCAUGCGCCGAAGAAUGUGACAAAUGCCCUGAUUGCUGUCGCUAAAAGUGACAAUCCACUUAUGCAACAAUAUACGAGAGGAUUUGGUCAUCCAAGGCUAGUGAAUGCUAUUGCAAAAUUUUACUCUAAAUUUAUCAGUCAUGAUUUGGAUCCAAACAAGGAAGUAUUGAUUACUGCUGGUGCUUACGAAGCAUUAUAUUCUAGUCUACAAGGUCAUACUAAUCCUGGAGAUGAAUGGAUUAUCAUUGAACCUUUUUUUGAUUGUUAUGUACCUAUGGUACAGUCUGCCGGAGGAAUUCCCAGAUACAUAGCAUUAAAACCAAAAUGUACAUCAGGCACAGUUACCUCUAGCGAUUGGGUAUUUGAUAGGAAAGAAAUGGAAUGUCUUUUCAAUAAGAAAACUAAAGGUAUCAUCAUCAACAAUCCACACAAUCCUACAGGAAAAGUAUUUACGCUGGAUGAAUUGCAAUUUAUUGCCGAUCUCGCAAAAAAAUGGAAUAUACUUGUUAUUUCUGACGAGGUUUAUGAGCAUAUGGUUUACGAACCGAAGAAGCAUAUAAGAAUUGCGACAUUGCCCGAUAUGUACAAACGCACAAUCACGAUUGGAUCAGCAGGGAAAACGUUCAGCGUUACAGGUUGGAAAAUAGGUUGGGCCUAUGGACCAGCGAAUUUGUUGUAUAAUCUGCAAGUGGUACAUCAGAACUCCGUGUACGUUUGUAAUACACCAAUGCAGGAAGCAAUAGCUAUCGGAUUUGAAUUGGAAAUGGAACGCUUAGGGCAACCGGAUUGUUACUUCCGCAGUCUGGCAAUGGAAUUAUUACCAAAGCGCGAUUAUAUGGCGAAAUUUCUCCGAGAAGUUGGUAUGAUACCGACGAUACCCGACGGUGGAUAUUUUAUGCUUGCUAAUUGGUCUGCAUUGGAAAACAAAACGAAAUUGCAUGAGGAAAAAGACGCGAAUAAAGAUUAUAGGUUCACUAAGUGGAUGACGAAGAAUGUCGGUCUUCAAGGUAUUCCUCCUACGGCAUUUUAUGGUCCUGAACAUAAAACUUUAGCAGAGUACUAUGUACGAUAUUGUUUUAUAAAGAAAGACGAAAAUUUGAAAGCAGCCGCCAAAAUCUUGAAGAAAUGGGUAUCCCAAUAAUUGAGACUAAGUACAUAUAUAAAUAUGUGCUUGUGUAUAAUAUGUAUACUCAAUGACUAUUAAGUGCUUCGUGUACUGAUUAAUUUUUCGAGUAUCUUUCAUGCUAUUCGAGCACAUUGUGUGCACGGAAAGUGUAAUUGAUAUAAUUAGAGAAAAUUUUUACAAUUUGACUACGAUUUUUAUGUGUAUUUAGCAUCUUAAAUUAAACAAUGUUUCUCAAUAUUUUAUAUUUGUGAUAUUCAAUUUACAAGCAUAUAUAAAUCUAAACAUUGUAAAUCUUUAUACAUUUUGAUGCAGUAUAAGAUUCAAUUAAGUGAUCUUGAAGUAUCUAUCAAUUACUGUCAUAAUUGAUAACGAUCGACCCAAAUAAGCAUUGUUGGAAAGUUAAAUUAUAGGUCGAAAUCUCUUCGAAGUCAUUUCUUGACAUCUUUUGAAUCAGCUCCGAACGUUUUACCGCAUCUACAAAGUAAAGACAUUGUUGAAAAAAAA
This is a messenger RNA of Atta colombica, 1912 nucleotides long. RefSeq names its product kynurenine--oxoglutarate transaminase 3 (gene Kyat). Lineage: Eukaryota; Metazoa; Arthropoda; Insecta; Hymenoptera; Formicidae. The coding region runs from base 92 to 1423 and encodes 443 amino acids. Gene Ontology annotation, biological process: biosynthetic process. Gene Ontology annotation, molecular function: L-kynurenine:2-oxoglutarate transaminase activity; pyridoxal phosphate binding. Gene Ontology annotation, cellular component: cytoplasm; mitochondrion. The record is from RefSeq and is a predicted model, not a curated record. The transcript has 8 exons.